UCCGCUUCCGGUGCCGUCUGUUGUUUGGCAAAGAUGUCGGAACCGGAGCAGGAACCCGAGUUCGCUGAGAUUGACAGCGCCUUGUUGGAGUUCUCACCUCGGGACAUGUCCUUGAAGUGGCUCCAAGCAACAGACCUCCCGAAGGAAGUGUACCAGCACCUUGCUUACUACGUCCCCAAAAUCUACUGCAGGGGGCGCAAUCCAUCUCCAGACAAAGAAGAUGUCUUUGCACAGAAUGUUCUCCUGGGACCCAUCGAGUGGUAUCUGUUCGGAGAGGACCCCGCUACUGGAUUUCCUAAACUCAAGCAAUUCAAUAAGCCAUCCCAGCUUUGCGGGCGAGUGUUUAAAGUGGGCGAACCGACGUAUUCAUGCAGAGACUGCGCAGUCGAUCCCACCUGUGUGUUGUGCAUGGAGUGUUUUCUGGGGAGUGUUCAUAGAGAGCACCGGUACCGGAUGACGACAUCUGGUGGAGGAGGUUUCUGCGACUGUGGAGAUGCUGAAGCUUGGAAGGAAGGAGCAUACUGUCAGAAGCAUGCGCUCAACAAAUCCGAAAGCGAGACAGAGGACCCACUUGUUCACUUGUCCGACGACAUGAUUGCACGAGCAUACAACAUUUUUUCCAUCAUGUUCCAGUACGCUGUGGAUAUAUUGACCUGGGAGAAGGAGAAUGAACUGCCCAGUGGCCUCGAGUGUGUGGAAAAACCAGACACAUACUAUUGCAUGUUGUUUAAUGACGAAGUGCACACGUACGAGCAGGUCAUUUACACCCUGCAGAAAGCGGUCAGUUGCACCCAGAAGGAAGCUAUAAGUUUUGCUACGACCGUGGACCGUGACGGCCGGAGAUCUGUCCGCUUUGGAGAUUUUCAGUAUUGUGAAAAUGCCAAGUCGGUCAUAGUGAGAAACACAAGUCGGCAGACGAAACCCCUGAAAGUCCAGGUCAUGCAUUCAGCUAUCGUAGCGCAUCAGACCUUUGGACUGAGGCUUCUGAACUGGCUGGGCCAAGCAAUCGGUUAUUCAGAUGGAUUAAGGCGCAUACUUUGUCAAGUUGGUUUGCAAGAAGGCCCCGAAGGAGAGAACUCUUCCCUUGUAGACAAAUUGAUGCUGUGUGAUUCAAAACUCUGGAAAGGUGCAAGAAACUGCUACCACCAGCUGUUCAUGAGCAGCCUGUUAAUGGAUUUAAAGUACAAGAAGCUAUUUGCCAUUCGCUUUGCAAAGAAUUACCAGCAGUUGCAGAGAGAUUUUAUGGAGGAUGAUCACGAGCGAGCAGUGUCGGUGGCUGCUCUGUCUGUCCAACUCUUCACUGUACCCACUCUGGCUCGAAUGCUGAUUACCGAAGAGGGUCUGAUGACGACGAUAAUAAAGACUUUCAUGGACCACUUGAGACACAGAGACAUCCAGGGGAGAUUUCAGUUUGAACGCUAUACAGCGCUGCAAGCUUUUAAGUUUCGGAGGGUCCAAAGCCUUAUCUUGGAUCUUAAGUACGUGCUGAUUAGCAAGCCAACUGAGUGGUCAGAUGCUUUACGCUGCAAAUUUCUUGAAGGAUUCGAUGUCUUCCUAGAGUUACUGAAAUGCAUGCAGGGAAUGGACCCGAUAACCCGGCAGGUCGGCCAGCAUAUUGAGAUGGAACCAGAAUGGGAGGCAGCCUUCACUUUGCAGAUGAAACUGACUCACAUCAUUUCAAUGAUGCAGGACUGGUGUGCUUCUGACGAGCAAGUCCUCGUUGAAGCUUACAAGAAGUGCCUUAUAGUCUUGAUGCACUGUCACAGUGGAUUCGCCGACGGAGAGCAGCCGAUCACGCUGAGCAUUUCCGGCCAUUCGGUGGAUACCAUCCGAUACUGCGUGUCUCAGGAAAAAGUUAGCAUCCACCUCCCGAUCUCCAGGCUGCUCGCAGGACUGCACGCUUUGCUGAGUAAAACUGAAGUGGCGUACCGGUUUCCAGAGCAGCUGCCUUUCAGUGAAUUAAGCCCACCUAUGCUCAUUGAGCACCCGCUCCGCAGCCUGGUGUUGUGCGCUCAGGUACAUGCCGGAAUGUGGAGAAGGAACGGGUUUUCUCUAGUCAAUCAGAUUUAUUACUACCACAAUGUAAAAUGCCGAAGGGAGAUGUUUGACAAAGAUAUUGUGAUGUUACAGGCUGGAGCAUCUAUGAUGGAUCCCAACCACUUUCUGAUGAUUGUGCUCAGCCGUUUUGAGCUUUACCAGAUCUUUAGCACUCCCGAUUACGGAAAAAGAUGUCGCAGGGAUACUCCGAAUAAGGAUGUUAUCCAGCAGAACAAUACACUCAUUGAGGAAAUGCUACAUUUGAUCAUAAUGAUCGUUGGGGAAAGGUUCUGCCCGGGAGUGGGGCAAGUAACUGCUACGGAUGAGAUAAAGCGUGAAAUCAUUCACCAGCUGAGUAUCCGACCCAUGGCCCACAGCGAACUAGUCAAGGCAUUGCCAGAAGACGAAAACAAAGAAACAGGAAUGGAAUCUGUCAUUCAAACGAUAGCCUCAUUCAAAAAGCCUGGCCUGACGGGAAGGGGACUGUAUGAGCUGAAGCCUGAAUGUGCCAAGGAUUUUAAUCUAUUUUAUUACCAUUACUCAAGAGCGGAACAGUCUAAGGCUGAGGAGGCACAGCGGCGAUUAAGGAGACAGAGCGGAGAGGAUACAGCUCUACCUCCGCCAGUGCUGCCUCCUUUCUGUCCCCUCUUUGCAAGUCUGAUUAAUAUCCUUCAGUCGGACGCCAUGCUGUGCAUCAUUGGAAAAGUCCUUCACUGGGCGGUGGAGCCGAACGGCCAUUCAUGGUCCGAGUCAAUGCUGCAAAGGGUUUUACAUCUGAUUGGCAUGGCGUUGCAAGAGGAGAGCCAGCACUUGAAGAGUGUCAGCGAGGACAACGUUCUUACUUUUAACUUCACGCAAAAGAUUUCCAGACCCGGAGAAUCUCCCAACACCUCUCCAAGCAUAUUGGCGAUGUUAGAAAGCUUACAGAACGCAGCACAUCUGGAGGUGCACAAAGACAUGAUACGCUGGAUACUCAAGAUGUUCAGUACGAUCAAGAAGAUCAGAGAAAGUUCCUCCGCUUGCCCGGUGGUUGAGACGGAAGGCAGCAUUUUGGAGGAGGAUACACAUGAUAAAGACAAAGCAGAGAGAAAGAGAAAGGCAGAAAUUGCCAGGCUCCGUCGAGAGAAGAUCAUGGCGCAGAUAUCGGAGAUGCAGAGGCAUUUCAUCGAUGAAAAUAAAGAGCUUUUCCAACAGACUGACGAGCUCAACGCAUCAACCUCCGCUGCGUGCGAUCUGGGCCCUGCAACCCCGGACACUAAACCCAUUGCCCUGGGUCCUCAUCAAUCGAAGUUUACUGAACAAAGUAAUCUUGUCACCUGCAUUUUGUGUCAAGAGGAGCAGGCUUUCAAAGUGGACAGCAAAGCUAUGGUCCUUGCUGCGUUCAUCCAACGGUCAACCGUAUUCUCCAAGAACAGGAGUCGAGUCAUUGAAGACCCUGAGAAGUACGACCCGCUGUUCAUGCACCCAGACCUGGCAUGUGGGACACACACCGGAAGCUGCGGGCAUAUUAUGCAUGCUCAUUGCUGGCAGAGGUAUUUUGAUGCCGUCCAAGCCAAGGAACAACGCAGGCAGCAGCGCUUACGGGUGCACACGAGCUACGACGUGGAGAACGGGGAGUUUCUGUGUCCUCUGUGUGAGUGUCUAAGCAACACGGUUAUCCCCAUGCUUCCACCGCCAAGGAGCUUAUACCACAGACUCGAUUUCUCUGAUCAGCCCGACUUAGCCGAGUGGGUGACUGUGACGGCUCAACAGAUCAAAGCAUUGCAAGCCCUCCACUCAGACCCAGAAUCUGGUGCGUUUAAACACGGUGGCUUCUAGCACAAUGUCCUAUAUGCUCCACGAAUACGUUAUCCCUAAUUUAUUUCUAUCGCAGGGAAUUCCGAGACACCCAGACAAGUAGAUAUUCCCGAAGGUUUCCGGCCCGACUUUCACCCAAAGAAUCCAUACUCUGACAACAUUAAAGAAAUGCUGACAACGUUUGGAACGGCGACGUACAAGGUCGGGCUGAAUGUCCACCCCAACGAGCAGGACCCCCGCGUCCCAAUCAUGUGCUGGGGAAGCUGCGCUUACACGAUCCAAACCAUCGAACGCAUACUGAUGGACGAGGAGAGGCCUCUAUUUGGGAAUUUGCCCUGCCGUCAGGACGACUGUCUGAAGUCCCUGACCAGGUUUGCGGCCGCGCAUUGGACUGCGUGUUCCCUCCCCGUGGUGCAGAAGCACCUCUGUCGCCUGUUUAAUGCAAUUGUGCCUGAAGAAGACCGCAGCGAUAUCCCGUAUAUACUUGAUAUUGAUAUGUUUCAUUUAUUGGUCAGUUUGGAGCUCGCCUUCCCAGCCUUGCAGUGCCAGGACUUCUCUGGGAUCAGCCUCGGGACAGGAGACCUGCACAUUUUCCACCUUGUGACCAUGGCACACAUCGUCCAGAUAGUUCUUUCCUCAUCAAUAGAAGAAAACUGCAUGGACCAAGAAUCCAGUGAUGGCGACGAGGAGCUGGCUGUCAUUGAGUUAUAUCGGAAGAUUUGCCAGUGUACUGGAAGAGCCGUGAGAGAUCUGUCCGGAUGGCAUAUGUACAGAACGCUAAAAACUGCUAUUCUGCCCUUCCUGAGGUGCUCUGCUUUGUUUUUCCAUUAUUUGAAUGGAGUUCCAGCUCCCACAGAUUUACCAGUGAACGGAAUGAGUCAGUUUGAUCACCUCUGCAGCUACCUGGCGUUACCAACCAACCUCAUCAACCUUUUCCAAGAUAAUCCCAAAGUAUCUGACACUCUGAUUAAUAGUUGGUGUAACAACAAGGAGGUGAAGAGGUUUCUGCUUGGUGAACGGACGGCUGUCAGCUUUCCAAGAGAAUCCAACAAAUUAAUAGAUCUGCCGGAAGAUUACAGCAGCCUCAUUAACCAAGCAUCAAAUUUCUCUUGCCCCAAAUCGGGAGGGGAUAAAAGCAGAGCUCCCACUCUGUGUCUGGUGUGCGGGGCGAUGCUUUGCUCUCAGAGUUACUGUUGCCAGACGGAACUGGAGGGGGACGAUGUCGGCGCAUGUACUGCACAUACGUACGCGUGUGGAUCCGGCAUGGGCAUCUUCCUCCGGGUCCGGGAAUGCCAGGUCCUCUUCUUAGCUGGAAAAACCAAGGGAUGCUUCUACGCGCCCCCUUACCUCGAUGACUAUGGAGAAACAGACCAAGGACUACGGCGUGGAAACCCUCUGCAUCUCUGCAAGGAGCGCUUUAAAAAGAUCCAGAAGCUUUGGCAGCAGCACAGCAUAACGGAGGAAAUCGGACAUGCGCAGGAAGCCAACCAGUCUCUAGCUGGCAUCGAAUGGCAACAUUUAUAAUGACUGGUCAUUUUUUUUUUAUUUUAUAGCUGUUCACUUUUUCUAAAACAGAAAAAAAAAACUGUGACGGAAAACAGCGUAUUGUAUAAACAAUGCAAAUUUUUAAUUUAUAUUUCAUUGUUUAGUUUCUGAAUAAAUGUGGCGUUUCCCUA
This is a messenger RNA of Spea bombifrons (plains spadefoot toad), 5510 nucleotides long. RefSeq names its product ubiquitin protein ligase E3 component n-recognin 2 (gene UBR2). Gene Ontology annotation, molecular function: ubiquitin protein ligase activity; zinc ion binding. Gene Ontology annotation, biological process: ubiquitin-dependent protein catabolic process via the N-end rule pathway. The transcript has 46 exons. Gene Ontology annotation, cellular component: ubiquitin ligase complex; cytoplasm. Lineage: Eukaryota; Metazoa; Chordata; Amphibia; Anura; Pelobatidae. The record is from RefSeq and is a predicted model, not a curated record.